UUUUUUUUUUUUUUUUUGAGACAUAGUCUCGCACUCUCUCGCAGGCUGGAGUGCUGUGGCAUGAUCUCAGCUUACUGCAACCUCCACCUCCUGGAUUCAAGUGAUUCUCCUGCCUCGCCCUCCUGAGUAGCUGGGAUUACAAGCACACACCACCAUGCCUGGCUAAUUUUUGUAUUUUUAGUAGAGAUUGGGUUUUACCAUGUUGGUCACGCUGGUCUUGAACUCCUGACCUCAUGAUCCGCCAACCUCGGCCUCCCAAAGUGCUGGGAUUAUAGGUGUGAGCCACCAUGCCCGUAAUGGUUGAAAGCUUUUUAAACAUCUAUUGAAAUAACUUUGUGGUUUUUAUCUUUAAUUGUGUUUACAUGAGUAACAUUUAUUAAUUGUAUGUUGAACCAACCUUUUAUUUCAGAGAUACAGCCAAGUUGAUCAUAGUGCAUUAGCUUUUUGAUGUUCUCCUGGAUUUGGUUUGCCAGUAUUUUGUUGAGGAUAUUUUCAUCAAUGUUCAUUAAAAAUAUUGGCCUCAAGUUUUCUAUUUUUUGUUUUAUAUUUGCCAGAUUUUGGUAUCAGAAUAAUGCUAUUUUUAUAGAAUAAGUUGGAAAGAAGUCCCCUUUUCUCAAUCUUUUGAAAUAAUAUUAGUAGAAGUGGUACCAACUCUUAUUUUUACAUCUGGUGGAAUUCAGCUGUAAAUUUUUCUGAUUCUUUGUUGUUUUUGGUGGGUAGGCUAUUUAUUACUAAUUCAAUUUUGGAGCUCAUUAUUGGUAUAUUCAGGGAUUCAAUUUCUUAUUUGUUCAGUCUUUGGAGGAUGUAUCUUUGCUCCAAGGUUACAAUCCUCAAGCUUGGCCCAGAUGAACUCUCUACUUAUAUUCAUGUUGCCUCAGUUUUUUUCUUUUAGGUAGACAUAUUACUUAGAAUGUGCUAGAGCAGCCUCUAUGAAGGGAUCUCUUCUUUGAUUGUACUCGGCUUGCUGUAAUGCCCAAGGAUGCAGAGUCAGGCUAACCCCACCUAGAACCUGCACAUAAGUUCUGGCCUCUGCCUGGGAUUUACAAGACAGGGCCAGACUUUGGAUUGAGAAUGUACUGAAAACCAACAGAAGGCAUUUUCUGUAUUGUGAGAUGUCAGUGUAGAAAUCUUAAAGCCCCCAUUUGAGAGUGUGGCUCUUGAAGCUUUUCAGUCUUGUUCAGUGACCUGCUACAGUAUGUGAGAGGCUCCCGGUGUAAAUAGAAUCUGAUGAUAGAAUCUGUAAGUGUAAACAAGAAUGAGAGAUCAAGACCACAAAGUAUCCAGAGCCAUAACCACAACUAUACCUACUGGUAAUUGUGAUAUUGGAGUAAAGUAUUCUCGUCCUUCUUCUUACCCAAAAGCUAGCAAAAAUCAGGAUAGGUGACCCAGGUUCUGGGGCUCCACCAAGGCCGUUCCAUUUUCUAUUUAGAAUCAGCCUGAGUUUCUCCAGCCUGGCUUAUCACUGGGCCAUCAGCCCUGGGUCACUGGGAAUCCUCUCCUAAUCACCUGGGUGUCCUUAAGACAUUUGAGGAUGUCAAGGGUAGAAUUAUGUCAGGCUAACAAGAAUGAUUAAUUCUGUUUCUGUCUCGUUGUAAGAGAAAGGAGACAUCCUGUGUUUUUUUCUCCCUCAUACAAGAGAUAACUUUGGUUGUUACCCAGAUGAGAGUUUCUCAAGUUUUCUGGUACUAGAGUGAAAGACAAAGAGGAGGUCUGGUGACUCAAACAAACUAAUUGCUUCCACUUCAUAUGGUCAUUCAAAAAAUAGAUGAAGCAGUCAAGGUCCCUACCAUCCAGGAAAUUUUAGUCUAGACUAGCAACUGGAUACAUGGUUGAAUUAAGCAUUAUAUGGUUGGUACAGUGAAUAGAAGUGUGCAAAAAAACCUUGGUCCACUUCUUUUUAAUAUUGUUGUGACUUCUGAAGUUAUCACCUGAAGGUAUAUUUAUGGACUGAAGAGUUGUUAUUAUUAUUUGUGUUUCUUUUACUUUUCUAAGAAUACAUAUUUAUCUUCUAAUAAAAUUAUCCUAGAAAACUUUAAAAGAUCCAUUUAAAUUGCUUAUUAGUAUAUGUUAUAAAAUUGACAGCAGUGGCAAAAAUAGAUUAGUGUUACAUGAACUCUGGGAUUUAACUUUUUUUUUCUUUUUUCUUUUUUAGACGGAGUUUCGCUCUUGUUGCCCAGGCUGGAGUGCAAUGGCGCGAUCUCAGCUCACCUCAACCUCCGCCUCCCGGGUUCAAGCGAUUCUCCUGCCUCAGCCUCCCGAGUAGCUGGGAUUACAGGCAUGCACCACCACCCCGGCUAAUUUUGUAUUUUUGUAGAGACGGGGUUUCUCCAUGUUGGUCAGGCUGGUCUUGAACUCCCGACCUCAGGUGACCUACCCACCUCGACCUCCCAAAAUGCUGGGAUUACAGGCAUGAGCCACCAUGCCAGGCUGGGAUUUAAGUUUUUCUUAGGGGCCGUUGACAUUUAGGGAUGUGGUCAUAGAAUUCUCUCAGGAGGAGUGGCAAUUCCUGGACACUGCUCAGCAAGAUUUGUAUAGGAAAGUGAUGUUAGAGAACUUCAGAAACCUGGUGUUCUUGGGUAUUGAUGUCUCUAAGCCAGAUCUGAUCACCUGUCUGGAGCAAGGAAAAGAUCCCUGGAAUAUGAAGAGACACGGUAUGGUAGCCACACCGCCAGUUACAUAUUCUCAUUUUGCCCAGGACCUUUGGCCACAGCCGGGCAUAAAAGAUUCUUUCCAAAAAGUGAUACUGAGAGAAUAUGGAAAUUAUGGACAUAAAGAUUUACAGUUAAGAAAAGGCUGUAAAAGUGUGAAUGAGUGUAAUGUGCAAAAAGAAGGUUAUAAUGAACUAAACGAGUAUUUGACAACUACCCAGAGCAAAAUAUUUCAAUGUGAUAAAUAUGUGAAAGUCUUUCAUAAAUUUUUAAAUUCAAAUACACAUAAGACAAGACAUACUGGAAAGAAACCUUUCAAAUGUAAAAAAUGUGGCAAAUCAUUUUGCAUGCUUUUACACCUAGGUCAACAUAAAAUAAUUCAUAUUAGAGAGAAUUCUUACCAAUGUGAAGAAUGUGGCAAAGCCUUUAAAUGGUUCUCAACCCUUACUAGACACAAGAGAAUUCAUACUGGAGACAAAUCCUACAAACAUGAAGAAUGUGGAAAAGGUUUUAACCAGUCCACAACUCUUACUAGACAUAAGGUAAUUCAUGCUGGAGAGAAACACUACAAAUGUGAAAAAUGUGGCAAAGAUUUUAAACAGUCCUCACACCUUACUAAACAUAAGAUAACUCAUGCUGGAGAGAAACCCUACAAAUGUGAAGGAUGUGGCAAAGCUUUCUGCCAAUUCUCAUACCUUACUAAACAUAAGAUAAUUCAUACUGGAGAGAAACCCUACAAAUGUGAGGAAUGUGGCAAAGCUUUUAAUUGGUACUCACACCUUACCAGACAUAAGAUAAUUCAUACUGGAGAGAAACCCUACAAAUGUGAAGAAUGUGGCAAAGCCUUUAAUGUAUUCGCAACCCUUACUAGACAUAAGAUAAUUCAUACUGAAGGGAAACCCUACAAAUGUGAGGAAUGUGGCAAAGCUUUUAAACAGUCCUCAAACCUUACUACUCAUAUGAAAAUUCAUUCUGGAGAGAAACCCUACAAAUGUGGAGAAUGUGGCAAAGCUUUCUUCAGAUUCUCAUACCUUACUACACAUAAGGUAAUUCAUACUGGAGAGAAACCCUACAAAUGUGAGGAAUGUGGCAAAGCUUUUAACUGUUACUCCUACCUUACAGCACAUAAGAUGAUUCAUACUGGAGAGAAACCCUACAAAUGUGAAGAAUGUGGCAAAGCUUUCUACCGAUUCAUUUACCUUACUACACAUAAGAGAAUUCACACUGGAGAGAAACCCUACAAAUGUGAAGAAUGUGGCAAAGCUUUCUACCGAUUAUCUUAUCUUACUACACAUAAGAUGAUUCAUACUGUAGAGAAACGCUACAAAUGUGAGGAAUGUGGCAAAGCUUUUAACUGGUACUCACGCCUUACUACACAUAAGAGAAUUCAUACUGGUGAGAAACCCUACAAAUGUGAAGAAUGUGGCAAAGGCUUUAGUGUAUUCUCAACCCUUACUAAACAUAAGAUAAUUCAUACUGGAGAGAGACCCUACAAGUGUGAAGAAUGUGGCAAAGCCUUUAAUGUAUUCUCAACCCUUACUAAACAUAAGAGAAUUCAUAAUGGAGAGAAACCCUACAAAUGUUUAGAAUGUGGCAAAGAUUUCUACCAAUUCUCAUACCUUACUACACAUAAGAUGAUUCAUACUGGAGAGAGACCCUACAAACAUGAAGAAAGUGGCAAAGCUUUUAACUGUUCCUCACAAAUUACUAGACAUAAGAUAAUUCAUACUGGAGAGAAACCCUACAAAUGUGAAGAAUGUGGCAAAGCUUUUAAAAAAUCCUCAAACCUUACUAAUCAUAAGAUAAUUCAUAUGGGAGAGAAACCCUACAAAUGUGAAGAAUGUGGAAAAGCUUUUAACCAGUCCUCAACUCUUACUAGACAUAAGAGAGUUCAUACUGGAGAGAAACCCUACAAAUGUGAAGAAUGUGGCAAAGCUUAUAACUGGUCCUCAAACCUUACUAAACAUAAGAAAAUUCAUACUGGAGAGACACCCUACAAAUGUGAAGAAUGUGGCAAAGCUUAUAAGUGGGCCUCAAACCUUACUAAACAUAAGAAAAUUCAUACUGGAGAGACACCCUACAAAUGUGAAGAAUGUGGCAAAGCUUUUAACCAAUCUUCAACCCUUACUAUACAUAAGAUAAUUCAUAUUGGAGAAUAACACUACAAAUGUAAAAAAUGUGGCAAACCUUAUAACCAGUACUCAUACUUUACUACACAUAGGAGAAUUCAUGUGGAAGAGAAAUUCUACAAACGUGAAGAAUGUGGCAAAGGCUUUGACUGGUCCUCUACCCUUACUAAAGAUAAAAGAGUUUGACUGGGUGUGGUGGCUCAUGCCUGUAAUCCCAGCACUUUGGGAGGCUGAGGCAGGCAGAUCACCUGGUCAAGAGUUCAAGACCAGCCUGGCCAAUAUGGUGAAACCCCAUCUCUACUAAAAAUAUAAAAAAUUAGCCAGGUGUAGUGGUGCACACCUUUAGUCCCAGCUACUCUGGAGGCCUAGGUAGGAGAAUCGCUUGAACCCAGGAGGUGGAGAUUGCAGUGAGCUGAGAUUGCUCCACUGCACUCCAGCCUGGAUGACAGAGAGAGACUCUAUCUCCAAAAAAAAAAAAAAAAAAAAGGUAAGAGAGUUCAUACUAGAGAGAAACCCUGCAAAUGUGAAGAAUGUGAGAAAGCUCUUAACCAGUCCUCACACCUUACUGCACAUAAGAGAAAUCAUACUGGAAGGAAACCCUACAAAUGUAAAGAAUGUGAGAAAGCUUUUAACUGGUACUCAUGCCUUACUACACAUAAGAUAAUUCAUACUGAAGAGAAACUCUACAAAUGUCAAGAAUGUGGCAAAGCUUUUAACCGG
This is a messenger RNA of Gorilla gorilla gorilla (western lowland gorilla), 5497 nucleotides long. RefSeq names its product zinc finger protein 738 (gene ZNF738). Gene Ontology annotation, biological process: regulation of transcription by RNA polymerase II. NCBI's taxonomy places the organism in Eukaryota, Metazoa, Chordata, Mammalia, Primates, Hominidae. The coding region runs from base 2543 to 4807 and encodes 754 amino acids. The transcript is spliced from 4 exons. Gene Ontology annotation, molecular function: RNA polymerase II cis-regulatory region sequence-specific DNA binding; DNA-binding transcription factor activity, RNA polymerase II-specific. The record is from RefSeq and is a predicted model, not a curated record.